AUGAAGCCACUCUUUAUUCUUUUUGCACUAUUCUUUCCACCCAUUCAUACUCUUGCCUCAACACAAGAAGCUGAUUCUCUACUCAAAUGGAAAACUACCCUCAUAAACCAAAACAACCCAUUCUUAUCCUCAUGGUCACUCGACACAAACCGAACCGCGAGCACCGCACCAUGCACUUGGUACGGUGUUCAUUGCAACGAUCACGGGAACGUGAUCAAACUCAACCUAUCCACUUCUAGACUAAACGGUACACUUCAAAAGUUCCCGUUUUCAACUUUCGCUAGUCUAACACAUCUACAACUUAAACUAAAUCAUUUUUCCGGUCCCAUCCCGGUUGAUAUCAGGUAUCUUUCUAACCUAAUGUUUCUUGAUCUUUCGUGUAAUCGUUUAUCCGGAACUAUUCCACCGGAAAUAGGAACGUUAGCGUAUCUCGAGACCCUUUCGUUGCAUAGUAAUAUUCUUGAAGGUCAUAUUCCUGUUACUUUAGGAAAUCUAACCAACUUGGCCCAUCUUGCUAUCGAUGAUAAUAAGUUAUCGGGUCAUAUACCUCGCGAGCUAGGAAAUCUAGCCCAUCUCGUGACGGUUAAUGUCUCGUUUAACUUUCUAACGGGUCACAUCCCGUCUAGUCUAGGAAAUCUUAGUAAACAAUCCGAGUUGUACCUUUUCCAAAACAAUCUAACGGGCUCGAUCCCAUUAUCGUUAGGAAACUCGAGCUCGUUAAGGAUUUUAUAUUUAUACAUGAACCAACUUUCGGGCCGGAUUCCUAACGAACUAGGAAACAUGAAGAGUUUGAUCGCUUUACUUUUGGGACAUAAUCUGCUCACGGGUUCUGUCCCGGCUUCACUCGGAAACCUGAGCAAGUUAACGAUCCUAGACGUUCACGAAAACUUACUUUCGGGUGUUGUCCCGCAAGAACUAGGAAAACUAGAGUCGCUAAUUCAGUUAUCGUUUAGUCACAACGAGUUAAGCGGUCAGAUCCCGGUUUCAAUUGGGAAUCUAACAAAACUCGAGCAGUUGUACCUUAACGACAACCAGUUUAAAGGAUCUAUUCCCGAAGAGUUGGGAAACUUGAACUCUCUAGUUGAAAUGCUCUUGCUUAUAAACCGGCUAACCGGUUCGAUCCCAGAUUCGUUCGGUAACCUAAGCAAGUUGGAACAGUUUGUGCUUCAUGACAAUAACCUUACAGGUUAUUUUCCUGAAAGUAUAACCAAAUGUGAAAGAUUAAGAUACUUGACUUUAGGUAACAACUCGGUUACGGGCCGGGUCCCGGAAUCAGUCUGCAAGUUGAAACUGUUGGAGAUUCUUGAUCUCGGGACUAACCGGUUCAGUGGCCCGAUUCCACAAUGCGUGAGUCGUUUCAGCCCGAAGCUCAAAGUGUUGGACCUGCGGUUGAACGGUUUCCAUGGAAGCAUUCCCACAACAUAUUUGGACCGAAAUAAUGAUUUACGGAGAGUAAACAUGAAUGGGAAUCGACUUGAAGGCUCGGUUCCUGAAAGUUUGAUCAAUUGUAGGAAACUUGAAGUUCUAGACUUGGGGAACAAUAUGCUAACCGGCGGAUUCCCGCACUGGAUUGACACGAUUCCUGAGUUGCAAGUUCUCGUCUUGCGAGGUAAUAAACUCAAUGGCCCGUUACAGACAUAUUCCAACGCGAAAAGCCCGUUUCCAAAGCUGCGGAUUCUUGAUCUAUCUAGCAAUGAGUUUACGGGCCGUUUGCCAGGAAACUACUUCAAGAAUUUUAAAGCGAUGAUGAGCGGAAAUAGAUCUGCAUCGGAAGAUCUGUACAUGGUUCGACACUUCAUGUAUGAAGACACACUUGUGCUAGUUGUGAAAGGGAUGAGCAUGGAACUCCAGAGAAUAUUAGUCGUUUACACGACUAUAGAUCUUUCGGUUAAUAACUUUGAAGGGGAGAUUCCCGACACGAUUGGACAGCUGAAUUCGCUUCGGUUUCUCAAUCUAUCAUAUAACGGUCUCACUGGUGAGAUCCCGAAACACCUGAGAAAUCUCGCGCUGCUUGAAUCGUUAGAUCUUUCUUCGCACAAGAUGACAUUCCUUGCAGUUGUAAAUUUCUCAAAGAAUCAGCUUCGAGGAGUCAUACCGAAAGGUGGACAGUUUAAUACGUUUGUAAACAGUUCGUAUCAAGGGAACGAAGGAUUAUGUGGAUUCCCAUUGACGAAAACUUGUGGAGAUGAUGACGGGUCAUCAUCUCCAACACUUGAAGAAGAUGAAGAAGAUUCAAGUUUUUUUAAUGGGCUUUCUUGGGAAUCUGUUGUUAUGGGAUAUGGAUUUGGGAUGUUAAUCGGGUCGGGUCUUGGAUGGCUUAUGUUUUAUACUGGAAGGCCCAGAUGGGUUGUCAGGAUGACUGAAAGAAAACUAUGUAGACAUGAAAUAAAAUCACUAAAAAACACGAGAGCUCGGGUUUCUAGUGUUUCUGAUGUUAAUUCUGCAAUGUCGUUUUAA
Messenger RNA from Helianthus annuus (common sunflower), 2457 nucleotides. Its product is annotated as receptor-like protein 9DC3. Gene Ontology annotation, molecular function: protein binding. The coding region runs from base 1 to 2457 and encodes 818 amino acids. The record is from RefSeq and is a predicted model, not a curated record. The transcript has a single exon. NCBI's taxonomy places the organism in Eukaryota, Viridiplantae, Streptophyta, Magnoliopsida, Asterales, Asteraceae.